Hyaena hyaena (striped hyena) is the source of this 2647-nucleotide messenger RNA. RefSeq names its product short transmembrane mitochondrial protein 1 (gene STMP1). The record is from RefSeq and is a predicted model, not a curated record. The transcript is spliced from 4 exons. Bases 1 to 375 code for a protein of 124 amino acids. NCBI's taxonomy places the organism in Eukaryota, Metazoa, Chordata, Mammalia, Carnivora, Hyaenidae.
AUGCAGCUGGCCAGUUCAGGCGGUAAUGCCGGGGCGCUCCGCCAGGGGGCGCCGGGGCGCCGCGAGGGGCUCGCGGGUGAGGCGGGGCGAGGCGAGGCGAGGCGGGAGGCGCGGGCGGGGCCGGGCGUGACCCGGAAGCCCACGGCGGGUUCCGCCCCCCGCGCCGGCAGAGGCAGGCUCGGACCGGCCCGCCGAGCUGCCGCCGCCCUUCGCUCCCGCCGCGCGGACACCAUGCUCCAGUUUCUGCUUGGAUUUACUUUUGGCAACGUGGUUGGAAUGUAUCUGGCCCAGAACUAUGACAUCCCAAAUCUGGCUAAAAAGCUUGAAGAAAUUAAAAAGGACUUGGAUGCCAAGAAGAAGCCCCCUAGUUCCUGAGGCGGCCUCCAGCACUGCCUUCUGGACACGCUGACUAUGCAGUUCUGGAGGGCCUCCUUGUCGCCUGAACCAAAAGCUUUUGUGUUAAAUUUCAGCCUCAGCAGUUUUCCUCUCCCGCUAGAUCCUGUGUUUGCCUAGAGCAACAGAUGGGGCUACAAAUCCAGAACUACCCUUUUCCAACCUCCUCACCUCGUCCCUUCCUCCUCCCAGCCUCCUGGGGUGGCCUGAGACUGGAAUUACGGUGCUAGAUUAGUGAACGUGACUUUCAUUAGUAGUCUCUCCUUUAUUCCUUGGGAUUUCUACUGUUUUCUAAGGAAAAAUUGAGUUUUGUAGAGCUGAUCAGAUGUAAAUAAUGCUGAUUUCACAGCCUAGCCAUUAUAAUGGGUAUGUAAACAUUUGGUACUAAAUUAUGUUGUUUCAAAGUAAUUAAAGUGCAGAAGCCACUUACUCCUGAAUUAUCCACUUACUUUAUACAGUUAUCAGGAGGCACUAUAGCUGCUAAUUUAAUCAUUAAUCGAUUUGCUACAUUAGCUGAGAAACUAUCCUGAGAACCCUGUCAGGAGCUAGGGAGUUUAAAACUAUGUAAAAUAAUGGCCUUUAUCCUCUGUGAAAUUCAGUCAAGUAUGCAUGUUUUUCCAUAAUGAUGUCUUUGAUUUGGCACUUUCCCCUCAAAAGCAUCUUAUUUUAAGGGAUCACAGGUGCAUUUGAUGUUACAUGAUGGAUAAAAGACAAGUCUGUAAAUGAAAUUUUAUGCCUUUUCACAUUAAAAAAUUAUUUACAUUGUAACUUUAUAGUGAUUCUCAUAAGAAAACUUUGAAGGGUUUUUUUUGUUGGUGGUGGUUUUGUUUUUAGUUUUCUCCCUGCGAUCAAAAGUCAUCAUUGUAUGUUGACCCAUAGGUGGAGACCUCUCUACGCCUCAUUCGGCAGGGAGAAGCUACUGAAGAUGAGACCUCCACCCAAAUGGCAAAGAUUUUCAUUGUCGAUGGGAGUGGGGGCCGGGGAGAUAGAGGGCGCUUUUAGGCAACAGGCAAUGGAAACCUGAGCGAGGCAGAAGGGCCCACAGUGACCUCACAAACAGGCUCAUGAAGCCAUAGGCCCUGACUGACCGAUGGGCUACAUACAGCGAGGCCGGGUUCUUAGGACUGCCCCAGAAGGGAGAAUUUCAUCUCCCUCUACUCCCUUACUCUGCCCUCUGACCGUAGCCCUUCGCCAUCGCCUCGUGGCAGUCUGUCCUUUGCUGUCCUGCCUGCUGCUCCUGUGGUCUUUAAAAAAGAAAAGAAAGAAAUCGCCACCGUAAUUUGUCAAAUGUAUAAUUAGUCCCUGUUUCUUUUAGUUAAGAAAAUGUUUGGAAAAGUUGUUCACUUUUCCCAUAGGUCAAGAUACAAAUGUGAUUCAGGAUAAAGGGCAUCUCCUGCUCCUGUGCUUCAGCUCCUAGUUCCUCUUCCUCGAGGCGGGCGUGGUCAGCUUCCUGUAUACUUUGAGAAAGAUUCUGUGCCUAAACAAAUACAUGUAUGUGUGGGGGGUGCGGGGGGAGGUUUUCACAUAUGAUGUGCUGUACUGGGCUCACCCCUGGCCUGAAGUGGAGAUCGUUCCAUAUCAGUAUGUAAGAAACAAGGAACCCAUUUCUGUUUUUUGACUCCAUGAGAUUCUACUGAAUGGAUAUACCAUAACUGUUACUGAGGAACAUUAGUUUUCCUGUCUUUUGCUGUUACAGUGAUAACCUUGAACCUAAAAUUUUUAUACAUAUCUGUGUGUGGUGUAGCUAUAAGCUAAAUCCCAAGUGUAAUUUACACUCACUAGAGAUAAAGUCUCAUUUGAUUGUGUGCUGUGUUUUAGGGGAUUUGCUGGGCAGCUCACUGAUCAUGCAUUUCUGAAGACAUUUUAGCAGAAUCAGUAAACUGGAAGAGUAAUUUAGAGACACCUAUAUUCAGACAGUGAUGACAUUGGUACUAUGUGAUUAUAAGACAAAAGGUUCUGCUUCUCUCUGAAAACGGGGAUCUCUCAUAUGUGGGUGUAGGUUUUCUUGCCGGCAGCUCACCCUGGUGUGUGAUACAGAUGGUGUGAUAACCGCACAUUACGGUUUGACUUCACCCUAGCAGUGAGAUCAUGGGCAGGUGUCUUAUCUUUCAGACACUGUCGUAUUCUCUGUAAGAUGUGGACACAAUAUCUACCUCAUACGCUCACUCGAGAAACAGUUGAGAUAAUAAUAUAUGUGAUGUGUUACACAGUGCUUUGCAAAUUGCGCAAUAAAUAAUAGAUAUUGGUCCAAACA